Cryptomeria japonica (Japanese cedar) is the source of this 1315-nucleotide messenger RNA. Its product is annotated as immune-associated nucleotide-binding protein 9. Gene Ontology annotation, molecular function: GTP binding. Bases 147 to 1169 code for a protein of 340 amino acids. The record is from RefSeq and is a predicted model, not a curated record. The transcript is spliced from 6 exons. Lineage: Eukaryota; Viridiplantae; Streptophyta; Pinopsida; Cupressales; Cupressaceae.
GUUGCUUUUGCCUCUUUAAAUCCACUAACAAUGAGAACGCUACAUCCAAAGUUUCAUUUGCUUUUGCCUCUUUUAUGAUUAACUAGGAACUACUGAGCUGGUGAUUGAGAGAAACGUCUGCUAAGUUUACUUUGGUGAAGGUAGUAAUGGAAGCCACGACUGUAGUUAUGAUCGGCAAAACGGGAAAUGGGAAAAGUGCAACGGGUAAUUCCAUCCUAGGACGGAAAGAAUUUGUGUCCAGACGGAGUCCUGGUUCUGUGACAUCAGAGUGCAAGCUGGGGCAAUGCAAGCGGAAGGAUGGCCGAACCAUAAAUGUGAUUGACACUCCUGGUGUCUUUGACACAAGUGUAAGCCCAGAAUUUGUCUUCAAGGAAAUUGUCAAAUGUAUUGAUCUUGCAAAGGAUGGGGUGCAUGCAUUUAUUCUGGUACUGUCUGUUAAAAACCGAUUUACCAAAGAAGAAGCUGAAGUUCUAGAUAACAUGCAAAUGCUGUUUGGGCCAAAAGUCAUAGACUACAUGAUAUUACUCUUCACUGGUGGUGACGACUUUGAUAAUGAUGAUGGUUUUACAUUAGAAGACUACUUAAGUACCUGCCCAAAACCUCUCUCGAGACUUAUAGAACGUUGCAAUUCAAGAAUUGUCGUCUUCGAUAAUAUAACUAAAUCGAAGGAAAAGAAGGAAGAUCAAAUAGCUAAAUUACUGGAGUUAGUAGACAGAAUUGUGGCUCGCAAUGAAAAUCGUGCUUAUAGCAAUGAGCUCUUCGAAGAAGCAAAGAAAAUGGCGGAAAAUUUGCCCCACAUUGACGACCAGAUGAGAGGAAAGGAUGCUGAUAUUAAACGAAAGGAUGAGGAGAUUAAACGAAAGGAUGAGGAGGUGAAAUGGACAAAUAAGGUUCGUGAAGAGGAAAUGAAACGAAUUGAUGAGGAGAUUAAACGAAAGGAUGAGGAGGUGAAAUGGACAAAUAAGGUUCGUGAAGAGGAAAUGAAACGAAAGGAUGAGGAGAAGAAACAAAGGGAUAAGUUCCAUGAAGAGCAGACGAAACGAUUACAGGAGAUGAUGGAAAGGAACAAAAAGGAAAUGGAAGAAAGGGAGGCAACUCACAAACGAAAUAUGGCACUAGCAAUAAUAGGGGGUGUAGUUGCACGUAUUGUUCCAUGUGCAAUUUCAUGAAUAAAACAAGUGCCACAUAGUGGCAAGUACUUGUCUUUAGUAAAUAAUUUAUGUUGUAGUUGAUAGAUGAGUGAUACCAUAGUAAAAAUGGAGAAUUGCAAUCAAAUUUGAUUUUCUCAAAUUGAGAAAUAUGAAUAUUUUAUCUA